CUUAUCCAUUCCUUUCAUCUUAAUUCUCUUCCGUCUCCUUCCAUAAAUCUUAUUCCAGAUCCAUUCGUUUUCUUAAUUCCACUUCCCGAAAUCGACGUUUGAAUUGGUUUUCUUCGGGUUCACAGAAGACCAUUUCGUAUCGUUAUCGGCCAUGGGUGCGUUUCACUAAGUUUUACAGGUGAAACAUGUUAAUUGGGAAGAUCUUGGAGAGUAUUUACCAGCCAAUAGUUCCAACAGAUUAUACUUGCAAAGUAAUGUUAAGUAUUCCUAAUGGUGGAAUGGCGGCGGUGGGACGGACCAGCGGCUGCUCCUCUGCGUGCGGCUGACGGUGGUUCUGGGCUGCGUGAUUGAUGGCGGAAGCGGCGAGUCUCUUACUACUGCAACUCCUGCCCGAUCUGAUCGUCGUCCCUCUAACGAACACUUCUCAACUUGGCGGCAACGAUUCUUGGCUGCCCGACGAGUCUCUCGUGACUCGCCCAGCUGCGGCUCUCCUGAUUCAAGUGCGGCAGCUCUUCGUGGAUCAACGGGGAUGGUGGUGCUCCGGCGGCAGCAGCCCAAACACAAGCUCCUGCUACUGCACAAGGGUGACUUUCCUCUCUGAUUAGUUUCUGCUGAUUGGAUUUCAGGUGUUGACGAACUAAAGCUCUGAUACCACUUGUUGGGAAUAAACGCACGCGAAAACAACACACAAUCAUGAAUCAACUGCAGAAAAGAAAACGACACAAGAUUUAACGUGGUUCGGUCGUCAAUUGCAACCUACUCCACAAGGGGCAACUAGGAAGAUUUUAUUUCAUUGUUGUUGCACCAUCAUUAGCACAUUAACAUCUCUUAAAUAGAGAUUAUUUAGGAGAGAGCAAUGUUUAAGGAAGUUUGAAGCUUCCAUGUAGUUUCCUGCCAAUUUUUUGUUGGCUUCCACCAAGCUUCCUGGCUUCACACUCAACAGAAGCAAGAGAAAAUCUUCCUUGAGGAUGGCUAUUGUUGCAACUACAGUUGCACUUGGUGGGAUUAUACUUGCAAUUGCAAUCUUAUGUCUUUUGAGAUUGAACUACUCGCCAAAAGGGAAUAUGAGAUGCAGCCUUUAAGUGCAGCAGACCCGAUUGACAUUUCCAGCAUGUCCUCCCGGUAUGAUUUUGAUACAAUUAAAGUCAUAACCAAUGAUUUUGCUUGUGAAAUUGGGAGCGGUGGAUUUGGUUGUGUAUAUAAGGGCAAGCUUCGUACUGGGGAGGAAGUGGUCGUGAAAAGGCUCUCUGAAACCUCCCAACAAGGGGUUGAAGAGUUCAUAAAUGAAGUUGAAAGCUGAAGAAGUCAUCUCAUGGAUACACGUUGGGUAUAUUUAAAAAUAAACACACACGCAAAAAGAAUUCCACAUAUAUCAAAUUAAAUUCAAUGUAUGUUUGGAUACAUAUCAUAUCAGAACACACACUUACAAAAUAUAGAAUGAAAAUGUUAUGUGGUAAAGCCUCCAUGUGGUGUUAAAAAUGCCAAGGACGUAAGCUCAGUCGUCGUCGAUGGAAGCUCAUGAAUAAUAAUAUCUCUCUCAUUGGGGCGUUGACCUUGAUAUAAUGCUGGUUAACACGGUACUGCCCAAGUACGACUUGAAUAGUUGGUGAUUAUGAAUAGAAUUUCUUGCAUUAUUGGUCUCUUGUCCGCAUUGUCUUGCACACUCAGUAACGUAGCGUGUAUCCAUGGGAUGACUUCUUCAGCUUUAUAAGAUUGGCCUAGAGCUUGAUCUACAAUUUCUAGAGCAGCUGGAUUGUUGAGUUCUAGAGAUCGUAGAACAAUUUCUAGGCCAAUCUUAUAAAGCUGAAGAAGUCAUCGCAUGGAUACACGUUGGGUUACUUAGUGUGCAACACGAUGCGGACAAGAGACCAACAAUGCAAGAAAUUCUGUUCAUGGUCACCAACUAUUCAAAUCGUACUUGGACAGUACUGUGUCAACUAGCAUUAUAUCAAUGUCAACGCCGCAAUGAAAGAGAUAUUAUUAUUCAUGAGCUUCCAUUGACGACGAUUGAGCUUACGUCUUUGGCAUUUUUAACACCACGUGGAAGCUUUACCACAUAACAUUUUUGUUCUAUAUUUUGUAAGUGUGUGUUCUGAUAUGAUUUGUAUCCAAACAUACAUUGAAUUUAAUUUGGUAUAUGUGGAAUUUUUUUGCGUGUGUGUUUAAUUUUUAUAUAUAUAUAAAUUAGAAUGAAUAAAGAACAUAGGCCAAAGUAAGACCUCGAAUUGAGAGGAGAGUUUUUGCCCUUAAGGCAUGGAUACUUUUUGGUUUACGAUAAAAAUAACUCUGAGGUAUCUCCGGUGAAGGCCACCUCGUGACACAAUACAAUAUCUGUAAUCCGUCAUAUGACACUAUAUUCCUUCUUAAUUGAAAAGCUUUAUAAAUUUUGUCAAAAUCA
Messenger RNA from Cuscuta campestris, 2398 nucleotides. The record is from the annotation of a GenBank genome assembly. NCBI's taxonomy places the organism in Eukaryota, Viridiplantae, Streptophyta, Magnoliopsida, Solanales, Convolvulaceae.